CACUUCUCUCCUGACAAGUUCCCUCCCAUUUCACAGUAGGCCAGUAGGAAGUGAAAUCAGUGCUUAACCUCAGCUGCAAGUCAUCUGUCAGGCUCUGGUCGCUGCGCCGGGCAUGCUCAGUAGCCUGGCCGGCUGAGCGCGGAGUAGGAAGCAGCUUUCCGCGCCGGGGCAGUCGGCUGUAGGCACUUUGAUGAAUCACGUGCGUUGAGGCCCUCUUAAAGAGAUAGUCACCUACUUUCUUUCUACCCUAAACACCGCCCUGAGGGCGGCGGCGACCGUGGUAAUUGCAGCUGCUUAGGGGCAGGGCUUGCCCCAGCGCCGAGUAGUGGCAACACUGUGGUUGCGUCGGGGGGGGUGCCGGGGAGCCCCGGGGGCCUGAAAUCUGUAGCUUCCUGGCAGACACACUCUCCAUAAGGAAGACGUGCUGCCAAGUCAGCGCGGGGCAGCGUGAGCACCCGAGGGGCUUCUUCAGUUGAGCAGAGGUGGGGUUACAGGGCACAGGUGAAGGGCCAGAGAGAUGGAGCAGCCCGGGGCGGCGGCGUCGGGAGCGGGAGGCGGCAGCGAGGAACCCGGUGGGGGCCGGAGCAACAAGCGGAGCACGGGAAACCGGGCCUCCAACGAAGAGGAAACGAAAAACAAACCCAAACUGAACAUUCAAAUAAAAACUUUGGCAGAUGAUGUGCGUGACCGAAUUACAAGUUUUAGAAAAUCUACAGUCAAAAAAGAAAAACCUCUUAUUCAACAUCCUAUUGAUUCUCAAGUCUCGAUGAGUGAGUUUCCAGCAGCUCAGCCAUUAUAUGACGAACGAUCUUUGAAUUUGUCAGAAAAAGAAGUACUGGAUCUCUUUGAAAAAAUGAUGGAGGAUAUGAACCUUAAUGAGGAAAAGAAAGCUCCUUUACGAAACAAAGAUUUUACCACUAAGCGUGAGAUGGUUGUCCAGUAUAUUUCUGCUACUGCCAAAUCUAUAGUUGGAAGUAAAGUUAUGGGUGGGCUGAAAAACAGCAAACAUGAAUGCACCCUGUCUUCACAAGAAUAUGUUCAUGAAUUGCGAUCUGGUAUUUCAGAUGAGAAACUUCUUAACUGCCUAGAAUCCCUGAGGGUUUCUUUAACCAGUAAUCCUGUCAGCUGGGUUAACAACUUUGGCCAUGAAGGUCUUGGACUUUUACUGGAUGUGUUGGAAAAGCUUCUGGACAAAAAACAGCAAGAAAAUAUUGACAAGAAGAAUCAAUAUAAACUAAUUCAGUGCCUCAAAGCAUUUAUGAAUAAUAAGUUUGGAUUGCAAAGGAUUUUAGGAGAUGAAAGAAGUCUUUUACUAUUGGCAAGAGCAAUUGAUCCCAAACAACCCAACAUGAUGACUGAAAUAGUAAAAAUACUUUCUGCUAUUUGUAUUGUUGGAGAAGAGAACAUUCUGGAUAAACUUUUAGGGGCAAUAACUACUGCAGCAGAAAGAAAUAACAGGGAACGAUUUUCACCAGUUGUGGAAGGAUUAGAAAAUCACGAAGCUUUGCAAUUACAGGUGGCCUGCAUGCAGUUUAUAAAUGCCCUUGUCACUUCUCCUUAUGAACUUGAUUUUCGAAUACAUUUAAGAAAUGAAUUCCUUCGUUCAGGACUAAAAGCAAUGUUACCAGGUCUAAAAGAAAAAGAGAAUGAGGAGCUUGAUAUUCAGUUGAAAGUUUUUGAUGAGAACAAAGAGGAUGACUUAACUGAAUUGUCUCACCGUCUGAAUGACAUUCGAGCAGAAAUGGAUGAUAUGAAUGAAGUAUACCAUCUUCUAUAUAAUAUGUUGAAAGACACUGCUGCUGAAUCUUAUUUAUUAUCCAUUCUACAACAUUUUUUGCUUAUCAGAAAUGACUAUUAUAUCAGGCCACAGUAUUAUAAGAUAAUUGAGGAGUGUGUUUCACAGAUAGUGCUGCACUGCAGUGGUAUGGACCCAGACUUCAAGUAUAGGCAAAGAUUAGACAUUGAUUUCACUCAUCUGAUUGAUUCCUGUGUAAACAAGGCAAAAGUUGAAGAAAGUGAACAAAAAGCAGUGGAAUUUUCAAAGAAGUUUGAUGAAGAAUUCACAGCUCGACAGGAAGCUCAAGCUGAGCUUCAAAAAAGAGAAGAAAAAAUCAAAGAACUUGAGACAGAAAUCCAGCAACUUCGGACCCAGGGACAUGGACCUUCAAGUUCAUUAGGACCUCUAGGCCCUCCUCCACCACCUCCAGUGCCAGGUGCUGGGCCACCUCCACCACCACCUCCACCUCCACCACCUCUACCUACAGGAGUUCUUCCUCCUCCACCACCUCCAUUACAUGGAAUAGGACCAAUACCGCCACCACCACCACUGCCACCUUUGAUUGGGGGGCCUCCUGCACCACCACCCCUUGGAGGAAUUCCUCUUCCCCCAGGAGCACCACUUGAUCUUCCUUAUGGAAUGAAGCACAAAAAAAUUUAUAAACCUGAAGUGUCCAUGAAGAGAAUAAACUGGUCAAAGAUUGAUCCCAAAGAAUUAUCUGAGAACUGUUUCUGGUUAAAAGUAAAAGAAGAAAAGUUUGAGAAUCCAGAUCUCUUUGCAAAACUGACCCUGAAUUUUGCUACCCAGAUAAAAGUUCAAAAAAAUGCAGAUGCUUCAGAAGAAAAGAAGACUAUGCCUACAAAGAAGAAAGUAAAAGAAUUGAGAGUUUUGGAUCCCAAAACAGCUCAGAAUCUCUCUAUCUUCUUGGGAUCAUAUCGCAUGCCAUAUGAAGACAUAAAAAAUAUCAUUCUGGAGAUUAAUGAAGAUAUGCUGAGUGAGGCCUUAAUUCAAAACCUCAUAAAACAUCUUCCUGAGCAGAAGGUACUCAAUGAAUUGGCACAACUUAAGAAUGAAUAUGAUGACCUCUGUGAGCCUGAGCAGUUUGGAGUGGUGAUGAGCUCAGUGAAAAUGUUACGGCCUCGUCUCAAUAGCAUUCUUUUCAAGCUCACAUUUGAAGAACACGUAAACAACAUCAAGCCAACCAUCAUAGCAGUAACUCUAGCUUGUGAAGAACUGAAGAAAAGUGAAAGCUUUAACAGACUUUUAGAGUUAAUUCUUUUGGUUGGAAACUACAUGAACUCAGGCUCAAGAAAUGCCCAGUCUUUGGGUUUUAAGAUCAACUUCCUUUGUAAGAUCAAAGAUACUAAAUCAGCAGAUCAAAAGACAACACUUUUGCAUUUUAUUGCUGAAAUUUGUGAGGAAAACUACAGAGAUAUCUUGAAAUUUCCCGAAGAACUAGAACAUGUAGAAAGUGCAAGCAAAGUUUCAGCUCAAAUCCUCAAGAGCAACCUUGCAGCCAUGGAACAACAAAUUGUUCAUCUGGAACGUGACAUCAAGAAAUUCCCCGAAGCAGAAAAUCAACAUGAUAAGUUUGUGGAAAAGAUGACAAGCUUUACAAAGAGUGCCAGAGACCAAUAUGAAAAACUGUCCACCAUGCACAACAACAUGAUCAAGCUCUAUGAGAAUCUUGGAGAAUACUUCAUUUUUGACUCUAAGACAGUAAGCAUAGAAGAAUUUUUUGGUGAUCUCAGCAACUUCCGAACUCUCUUUCUGGAAGCAGUGAAAGAAAAUAAUAAGAGAAGAGAAAUGGAAGAGAAGACUAGAAGGGCAAAGCUUGCAAAAGAGAAAGCUGAACAAGAAAAGUUGGAACGUCAGAAGAAAAAGAAGCAACUCAUUGAUAUAAACAAAGAAGGUGAUGAGACCGGGGUGAUGGAUAAUCUCCUAGAAGCCCUACAGUCCGGUGCAGCCUUCCGAGACCGAAGAAAGCGGAUUCCAAGGAAUCCAGAUAACAGGCGAGUACCUCUGGAAAGGUCACGCUCACGCCACAAUGGAGCAAUCUCAUCUAAGUGAUUUGAUGCCAAAGAAUAUGAAAACAUUUAAACAAAAUCAUACAUUGUAAGAACAAAACACGCACUCAAGGGAUAGAAAUAAGUGUAUUUCUGUACAGGUCAAGCUAAGCUGGAUGAAGUAAUGUGAAUUUGUAAAACUGUUGCAGGAUUCUUCCCACAGUUAUACUAAUCUGAACAUGGUUGUUGGGAUUAUGAAAUGUUUGUUCCACUUUAGUGUAAAGAAGUUAAUUAUUUAUUGUUGUGUCUGACCUGAUUUUCAAGAUGCAAAUGUAAGAAAUUGAGUGAGUUCUAAGGCUUUCAAACAUAUUGUUGUAAAAAUUUUAAAUCUUAAAUUUCUAGGUCACUCCCACUAAAAAAAAAAGAAGGAAGAGAAGAUGAAGAAUAGAAAGAAUUAUUCAAUGUCUGCUUACAAACUUUACUACAUAUAAAAAAAAAGUCGAAGAAAAAUUUGCUUGUCAAUGAUUUAGGAAUGUGCUGAUAUUGUCCACAUUAUAGGAGAAGCCAUUUUAGAAAUUAAAAAAAGUACUGCUCCACCCCAGUCCAGUUACACAGAAUUUUAUCUCAAGUGAAAGCUGAUUGAUUCAUCUGCUUUGGCUGAUAUUAUAUUUAUCAUUAGUGUAGCAUUUCAGCAUGAUAUUGCAGACACUUCUCACUGCUAAAAAUAAACCAAAGUUUAACAGAAUCAGUUAGGGAAAAUGCCUUAAACUUUAUUUAAAGAGGUAUUUUCUAAUUAUGCAUAGAUAUCUACUUUAUACAAAUACUUUAUAUGGCUAUUUUUGAGAAAAACUCCACAUUUUAAUGUUUAUGCUAGGGAUGAAUCUGAACAUUCUAUUAUCUUUGCUUUCAAAGGCAAAUACUGUUUCCAAUGCUGUGGUUGAUUUCUUCUCUCUAUUGCUUCUUUUUUCCUUGAACAGGGAAUAGAGUUCUAGAAGACCUUAAAGGAAAGAGAUUUCUUUCUGCAGGAGGCAGGAAAAAACAGUCAAAAAGGUCAAUAGUUUUAUGUCCCCUUCUACUCCCUUUUCCAAUUCCAUUUUGAUUGUCUGAAGAAGAAAAUGAAAUCAUAUAUAGAUCCCAGCAACUAAGUGAGCUUCUCAAUCAUCAUCAUACUUACUUAAAUAUUAACACAUUUAAAUGAUGCUAAUGAAACAACUCUAGGAAGAAAAACAAUUUCUAUAUUUUUCUUAAAUAGAUGAGAGAAUUAAACUUAUACUUAACUUGUCUAUUAUUUUUAAAUAUUCAUUGAAAUAAUUGGUAUAACUUCUCUGGAGGGCAGUUUUAAGCCUAAUUCAUCCAAAUGAUUGUGAUUACUAUAAAAUAUUUAUUAUAUAUAAUUCUUAGGUAGAAAAUCUUAAUUCCACUCCUCCAAAGCAUGAUAUUAGCAUUCAGAACAAAGAUACAUGUAAGUUAUCUUAUGGUAUAAUAUAAACAAGUCCACCGAUUCCUUUAUAUAGAUGUAUAAUAAUUUAAAUUGUUGUCUUUUUUCCAGUGCAUUCUUACUUGGGUAUUAUACUUCAAAAUGUUCUGAGGAUGCUACAAUAGAGAAAUUUAAAAGUAACAAUAUGUGAGAUUUUCCUACUUUUCUUAUCUUAAAACAUGUACACACAAACAUUUAAGGACAUAUCCAUUUCACACACUAUUUUUUAGCAAAAAGAAAAAAAUGUAUAGGUCUUACUAAUUUAUGUAAAUAAUAUGUGCAUUUUUGUCUUUACAAAGUCUUUUCUGGAAUCUUCAUAAUAUGGCUUCUUUUGGUAGCUUUUCAGACUGUAGGAAAAUGAUUUUGAAAUGUAGAUCCUUAUUGAAAUUUGGGACAUUUUCCAUGUCAUAUUAUCAAGCUGGUCAAGGUAGAAAAACUGACGUGUAUCACCUUUUCCAGAUGUGAACUUGCCUUGUUUUCUAGUUUGUGAGCAAGAAUGAACGAAAAGCUAUUACUGAUAAGUUAUACAUUUGUGUUUAAAGCAAUCCCACAUGAUUUUCGCACACAUUAAAAAGCCUUUCAGGAUCCAAUAAUUAAGUCAAAGGAUUUGCUUAUCAGAUUUAUAAUGGUCCUGUUCUAGCUACUCGGCAGUUUUGUUUUAGAUUGAAAUGUAUGACCAAAAAGAGUACAUAGUGACAUUUUUAGUAUAGAACCAAAUUACACUAAACUCUUUUGUUUAUUACUGCCACACAUAAGCAAUAUUAUUUUUGCUGAUUUUCUUUAAAAUGUUAAAAAACAUAAGUACAAAACCAUUAAAACAUUAACUAGUUGUAUUUAUUUCAUUUGGCUUCUAUAAUGACCUCAAGUUUGAUGGCUUAAUGCAACUGAAAUUCUCUCACAUUUCUGGAGGCCAGAAGCUUGAAAUCUAGGUUCCAGCCUGCCGGGCCAUGCUCCCUCCACAAGCUCUAGUGGAAAAUCAUUCCUUGGGUCUUCUAGCUUCUGGUGGCUAUUGUCAUUCUUUGCCUUAUGGCCACAUUUCUCUCUGCUCAUCUUCACAACACCUUCUGCUCUGAGUACCUAAUCUCCCUCUGCCCUUCAUAUAAGAAUACUUAUGCUAACAUUGAGAGAGCACCCGGAUUAAUCUACUCAUCUCAUGAUCUUUAACUUCAUUACUUCUGUAACACUUUCUUUCCUAAUGCAGUAACAUUUUUAGGUUUUGGGGAUUGUGAUGUUGACAUACCUUUUUGGAAGUCACACUCAGCCCUAUAUAGUCUACUCUCUGGCCCUGCCUCCAAAUUUUGGUCUCUUCCAUGUGUGAAAUACAAUCACCCUAUCCGAAUAUUCCCAAGUUUCAACCUAUUACAGCAUCAACUCUUUUUCGUUUUUUGAGACAAGGUCUUGCUAUAUAGUGUAGGCUGGUCUUGAACUCACUGUGUAGCCCAGGCUGGCCUCAAACUCAUGGUGAUCCUCCUAUCUCACCAUCCCAAGUGCUGGAGUUAGAGGCAUGUGCCAACAUGUCUGCCACAACGUCAACACUUAAGUCUAAAAUUUCAUCCAAAUAUCAUUAUUUUGAAAUUCCCAAAUCCCAUCAUCUAAAUCAAGUAUGAAUAAAACUCUGGGUAUGAACCAUCCUAGGGCAAUAUCCCUUUCCAUCUGUGAACAAAUGUAAUAAAGCAAAUUUUUUCUUGCAAAGAAUAAUGAAAUGGAUAUGGGAUAAUAAUUGCAAACAUUCCUAUUCCAAAAAGGAGAGAGUGAAAAGCAGAAAGAAGUCACCUGUCCCAAUCAUUUUCAAAAAAACAGCCAAACAGAUGCUCCUUAGGUUUCAAGACCUGGCAGUAGGCCUGUGUGUCUCAGGGCUCCAUCUUCUGGGUCUGUAGCUCUUCCCUCUUAGAUCAUGGAUUGGACCUCUUCCUGUGUAUCCAUGGCUCAUACUUCUGUCUCUGUCCCUAUGCUUAGGUCUCUGUCUUUAUACCUAUACCUCUGGCCUUGGAGUGAUCCUUCCUUUAUUGUGAAGGGUAGCGCAUAUUUUCAGCUAUUUCAUCAGCCUGUUUUCUGCCUGUAGAAUUUUGGUAGUCUGACAGACUUCUUUCAUUUUGUCUGGUUUCUGACCCUUUUAGGACCUGCUAGAAGGGUUUCUGUUGGUAUAACAUUCUCAAAAACCUGGUGAGGCUCCCAUAUAUGUAAUGUUGAUUUCACACAUUUAGAAAAGAAGAUCCUUACACAUCUGUCCUGGAUAAGCUCAUCUCUAUUCCUGGUUUCUGCAGAGAUGUUUAAGUAAAUCCAUGAGUCCAUACCUAAUUUCUUCAGCAUAAGCCAAAGGUUGUCCAGCCACAUGCUAGGCCUUGUCUCUAGAGCACUUUUCUAACAAUGAAUAUCCUUACUAUCUAUUAUCAUCUGGUUAGGCUUAGAAUAUCCCAAAUCAUCAAGUGCUCAUUCUUUUUUACUUAAUAAUUCAUUCUUCCAUUUAUCACUUUUCUAUUUUACUAUAUACACCAAGAAGUAACUAAGCCAUACUUCCAACACUUUGCUUGCAAAUCUCCUUAGUUAAAUAUUCAGGUUCAUCAUUUAUGAGCUCUGCUUCACACAUAACUAUAGGAGUCAAUUCAGAUAAUCUUUCUGUAUAACACUGUAUAGCAAGGAUUGCCUUUCUUCCAGUUUCCAAUAAAAAUUUCUGUAUUUCCUACCAAGCCCUCAUCAUAAAUGUCUUUAUAUUCAUAUUUCUAUCAAAGCUCUUGUUGAGGAAAUAUAUGCUUUUUCUGUUGAGUGCAUCAAAGUUUUCCAGCCUUGAUCCAUUAUCAAAUUCUGCUGCCACUUUCUCAUUUUAGGUAUUCAUCACAGCAAUACCCCAUUUCCCAGUACCAAAAUCUGUAUUAGGUUCCUGUGGCUACUCUAAGAAAUUACCCCAAACACUAUGGUUUAAAAGAGUAAAUAUUUAUUCUCUUAUUGUUUUAGAUUCCAGAAGUCCAAAAUUGAGAUUUUUUGACAGGGCUGUACUUCUGGAUGCUGUAGGAGAAAAACAAUUCAUUUCAUCUUCUCUUUUUUGGUGGCUGUCAUUGUUCCUUGGCUUAUGGCUGUCUCUUUGCUCUGUCUUCACAUCACCUUCCCCUCUGUGUAUCUACCUCUGCCUCUGUCUUAUAUGGACACUUAUGAUGGCAUUUAGGGCCCACCCAGAUUAUCUAUGAAAAUCUCAUCUGAUGAUCUUUAAUUUAAUUACAUCUUCAAAGACCCCUUUUUCCAAAUAAGAUAAUUUCACAAAUUUUGUGCAUUAAGACAUGAGCAUAUCUUUUUUGGGUGGGUCAUCAUUCAGCCACUACAUUAGUUAUGUCACAUAAAUGUACUUAACACUUUUCAAAAUGCAUCCUUGGUGCUCAAGCAAAAUUUAAGGUUGUCUCUAAGGCUGUUAUCUACACAGGUUUCUGCAUGCUUUGUUUUAAGUGGAUGAAAAAGCUAUUCUAAAUUUUGGUUCACAUAUUUGCCACUAUGGCCAGUUAGCUUGAAAAAAAAAUCAGUGACUUCAACUGUGCUCUGAUGUAACUUUCUGCUGUUUCUAUCGUGUAUCUGACCAGAUGUCUUCUGUGAUUUAUAAUGCAGGCACAAAACUACCUCUGAUACAGAAAGGUUAUUUACAAGCCUAUUUUAGAUAUUGUGAAUCCCUCAAAUGAAGGGAGAAGUGUAAGCAAAGACUGCAUUGAAUGGGUAUUGAGGGAGAUUUUGUCCAUACCAAGCAACCUUGCAGAAGUAUUUCAGUAGCUGUAAAAAUUUAGAUUUGUGUUCUCAUUUUGCCUGGGAAUAAAAACCUGUCUCUAAGCAACACCAAGAAUGACUUGCAACCUAUAUGUGAUGCCUACUUAUUCAAUAAAGUUAAGAUAUAUAUUAACUGUUGUGCUGCCUAUGAUAAUUAAGUUAAAGGAUGAAUGAAAGGCACAAACUGAAGUGUCAAGACAGAAUAUGCAAAUAAGAGAAGCUUCAACUGAACAGAAAAGCAGGUGGAGAUCAUGGGAUCAUAGUCAAAGAUUGACAUUCUUGUGGGAAUCUUAAGGUUUUCUUUGGUAUUCUUUUGUACUGUUUGUCAGUGUAGUAGAGAAAUAUUUGUGUAAUUAAAAAGUCUCGAAAUGUCAGAGGGUAAUUUAUGUGCUCCAGAGAAACUGUUUCUACAGGAAAAGUUUUUAUUCCCCUUGAGUGUAAGACUAAAGCAAAGUGUUUAAAAUCCUCAGAGAUAUAAACAUCUGGAAUAAGUAAUAAAGGAUUGAAGGUCAUUGUGCUCUUGAGAGCUUUCAAAAUAAUAUCUCAUCAUGAGUGGGCUGACUUGAAUAUGAUGGGUUGGACAAUGUAAUAAUAAGGUCUAUAAAAGAUGUGAUCCAAAA
Messenger RNA from Heterocephalus glaber (naked mole-rat), 9624 nucleotides. RefSeq names its product diaphanous related formin 2 (gene Diaph2). Lineage: Eukaryota; Metazoa; Chordata; Mammalia; Rodentia; Bathyergidae. The record is from RefSeq and is a predicted model, not a curated record. Gene Ontology annotation, molecular function: small GTPase binding; actin binding. Gene Ontology annotation, cellular component: actin filament. Gene Ontology annotation, biological process: actin cytoskeleton organization; actin filament polymerization.